Carlito syrichta (Philippine tarsier) is the source of this 453-nucleotide messenger RNA. RefSeq names its product C-C motif chemokine 13. Lineage: Eukaryota; Metazoa; Chordata; Mammalia; Primates; Tarsiidae. Gene Ontology annotation, molecular function: chemokine activity; CCR chemokine receptor binding. Gene Ontology annotation, cellular component: extracellular region. The transcript is spliced from 5 exons. The coding region runs from base 1 to 453 and encodes 150 amino acids. Gene Ontology annotation, biological process: positive regulation of ERK1 and ERK2 cascade; monocyte chemotaxis; lymphocyte chemotaxis. The record is from RefSeq and is a predicted model, not a curated record.
AUGAAUUCAAGUGGUCACUUUGUUGGUGUCGGGGCUGAGAACAGGACUGAGGACUUACCAGUGUGUUCUUUGCAGUCAGGGCUGGGGCCAAGAUGGAAUACUCAACCAGCAUGCUUGUAUAAAGUUUGUGACAGUCCUCUUACCGAGAAUGAGACUUGUGGCUUCCAAGGCCCUCAGAUCAUGGGUCUCUGUCCACUUCUGUGCCUCCUGUUCACAGCAGCCGACUUCAGCCCGCAGGGGUUUGCUCAGCCAGAUGCACUCAAUCUCCCCACCACCUGCUGCUUCAUAUUUAAUAGUAAGAAGAUCCCCUUGCAGCGGCUGAAGAGUUAUCAAAUCACCAGCAGCCAGUGUGCCCAGAAGGCUGUCAGCUUCAGAAACGAGGUGGCCAAGGAGAUCCAUGCUGACACUAAGGAGAAGUGGGUGCAGCACCACAUGAACCAACUGACAGCCUAA